AUGGCUGUGAAACUUUGUUUCGUGACGGUUGGUGCGACCGCAUCAUUUGAGGGGCUCAUUCGAGCGGUUCUCCAAGACUCAUUCGUGGCCGAGUUGGAGAGGCAUGGAUUCACUCGUCUUUUGAUUCAGCACGGUAAAGGCGGCCAAGAGCUGUUUGAUGCUUAUCGCGCUGAAUAUGAAAACGGUCAGAAGCGCCAUGGCCUCGAGGUUGGUGGCUUCGACCUAUGUCCGGAUAUGACCCCGUACGUCAGUAUGGUACGAAAAGAUGAGGCGAACUUUCAAGAGCUUGGAAUGAUGAUAAGUCAUGCUGGGACUGGGUCCAUUCUGGACGCUCUGCGGGCUAGUGUUCCACUGGUCAUUGUACCCAAUCCCGAUCUUGCGGACAACCACCAGCAGGAGCUUGCUGAAGAAUUAGCUGGGCAAGGUUACGCCAUUGUUGGAAAGCUCGAUGAUCUACCCAGUGUGGUUGCCAAGGCCACAAACUACGGCGAACGCGCACCUUAUUUUCGGCGAGAAAACGAAAAACCAUUCGCGGUCAUGUCGGAUGAACUCUCGUGGACGGAGGAUUAG
Penicillium diatomitis is the source of this 570-nucleotide messenger RNA. It is a transcript of the gene alg13, whose product is annotated as N-acetylglucosaminyldiphosphodolichol N-acetylglucosaminyltransferase catalytic subunit ALG13. The transcript is spliced from 3 exons. Gene Ontology annotation, biological process: dolichol-linked oligosaccharide biosynthetic process. The record is from RefSeq and is a predicted model, not a curated record. Gene Ontology annotation, cellular component: UDP-N-acetylglucosamine transferase complex; extrinsic component of endoplasmic reticulum membrane. The coding region runs from base 1 to 570 and encodes 189 amino acids. NCBI's taxonomy places the organism in Eukaryota, Fungi, Ascomycota, Eurotiomycetes, Eurotiales, Aspergillaceae. Gene Ontology annotation, molecular function: hexosyltransferase activity.